Messenger RNA from Lipotes vexillifer (Yangtze River dolphin), 549 nucleotides. It is a transcript of the gene PDRG1, whose product is annotated as p53 and DNA damage regulated 1. The record is from RefSeq and is a predicted model, not a curated record. NCBI's taxonomy places the organism in Eukaryota, Metazoa, Chordata, Mammalia, Artiodactyla, Lipotidae. The coding region runs from base 1 to 549 and encodes 182 amino acids. Gene Ontology annotation, cellular component: prefoldin complex. Gene Ontology annotation, biological process: protein folding. The transcript has 6 exons.
AUGUUGGCGGAGCAGGAGGCGGGGAGCGACUUCCGGGCGGCGGAGGGGGCCCUGUCAGAUCGGCGAGUGCGCGGACCGAGCCGCGGCGGAGGUAGAGCGGAGGUGGAUACGGAUCGCGGCCGAGCCGAGUCGGAGCAGAUGAACACCGUGCUGUCGCCCGAGGCGGAGCGGGUGCUUCAGUACCUCGUGGAGGUGGAGGGGCUCGCCGAGGAGGUGCUGGCGGACAGACGGCAGAUUGUGGACCUGGAUACCAAAAGGAAUCGGAACCGGGAGGGCCUGAGGGCCCUGCAGAAGGAUCUCAGCCUCUCUGAAGACGUGAUGGUUUGCUUUGGGAACGUGUUUAUCAGGAUGCCUCACCGUGAGACAAAGGAAAUGAUUGAGAAAGAUCAGGAACAUCUGGAUAAAGAAAUAGAGAGGCUCCGGAAACAACUUAAAGUGAAGGUCAAUCGCCUCUUUGAGGCCCAAGGCAAACCAGAGCUGAAGGGUUUUAACCUGAACCCCCUCAACGAGGAUGAGCUUAAAGCUCUCAAGGUCAUCUUGAAAGGAUGA